CGGGUUGGGCAAGAGUUUGGUUUCCUCUCGCUCGCUCUCACUCAGUGCAGAAAAGGAAAAAAGGCAGCCAGAAAAGGGGUGGGAGCUCUGCGGUCGGUCUCCCUUGCAAUUGGGGAAGGAAGCGCCUAACGUCAAUGUCAACCCACCCCCUGGCCCCCACCCCAUGCCAGUGCUCUCUCUCUCAGCACCGUCUGCUUGCCUCCCUCCCCCCCCACACCUCCUGCGAGCGAGGUUGCAGCGGCUCUACAUAAACACAGGCGUGCGGGCUGCCAGCGCCUCGUAGCCGGGAGACCAGGGGAUAGGAGCGCUCCACCACCCCGGGUGCGGGGAGAGCAAAGGCGAGAGAGACCCCGGCGCCGACGGUUACCAGGGAAGAAGCUGGAGAAGACGCGCCGCUAAGAGGAAGCCAACUCAACCUGGGGGGACCCGCAGCAGAAGCUGCGCUUUCGAGGUAGGGGGCAGCUCGAGUGAGAGAGGAGAAGGCAGGCACCGAGCGAGCGCAGAAGGGACGGGAUCGUCCUCGCCUGGAGAAGAGGGCGCGGCGGGAGUGGAAAGCCUCGCUCCGGCAGCAGCGGCAUGGCCUUAGCGGACAGCGCGAGGGGGCUCCCCAACGGGGGUGGCGGCGGGGCCAACAGCGCCUCGCGAGGCGGGGCGCGAUCGCAGCCGCAGCAGCAGGAGGGAGCAGCGUCGACACCCGGCGGCGGCGGCGGCGGCGAGGCUUUCCCGGAGAUCGUGGAGCUGAACGUCGGCGGGCAGGUGUACGUGACGCGCCGAGGCACGGUGCUCUCGGUGCGCGGCUCGCUGCUGUGGCGCAUGUUCUCGCAGCAGGAGGCCGCCGAGCUGCCCCGCGACUCCAAGGGCCGCUUCUUCUUGGACCGCGACGGCUUCCUCUUCCGCUACAUCCUGGACUACCUGCGCGACCAGGAGCUCGUGCUGCCCGAGCGCUUCCCGGAGCGGAGCCGUCUGCAGAAGGAAGCCGAGUACUUCCAGCUGCCAGACCUAGUGCGCCGCCUAGCGGCCUCGAGCACCGCAGCCGCUACGGCGCGUUUCUCCGGGCUCCUGCGCGACGCCUCCGUGUGCGCCGACGAGCCCCCGACGGGGCUAGGCUACCUGGAGGCGGAGCUCCCCGAAGCCGGCGGCGGCGGCCCGGCUCUGUCGGCGUCGCCCACGUCCAGCCGCAGCCCGUCGGGGCCCCCGCUGCUGGCGCCCUCGCUCUCCCUGGACGCCAGCGGCGUGGUGGCCGGCCGGCGCUCGGGCUACAUCACUAUCGGCUACCGCGGCUCCUACACCAUUGGGCGGGAAGCGCAGGCGGACGCCAAGUUCCGCCGCGUGGCGCGCAUCACGGUGUGCGGCAAGACGGCGCUGGCCAAGGAGGUCUUCGGCGAGACGCUCAACGAGAGCCGCGACCCGGACCGCCCGCCUGAGCGCUACACGGCCCGCUACUACCUCAAGUUCAACUUCCUCGAGCAGGCCUUCGACCGGCUCAGCGAAGCCGGCUUCCGCAUGGCCGCCUGCUCGUCCACCGGCACUUGCGCCUUCGCCGCCGAGCAGGGCGGCCCCGCUGACGACAAGAUCUGGACCAGCUACACCGAGUACGUCUUCUGCAGGGAGUGAGGGACAAGCACGGCCGGAGGAGCGGGCCUGCGACCCCCCCAUGGACACGCGCAUCCCCCAGCCUAGGACGGGCGAGGACCUGACCUAGUCCAGGGCGCUCCUGAGGCCUGCCACCAUUUCUGCUUAAAAGGCAUUUGUGCCUCUAAUAGCUGCUUGAGAGACAGGUGCUGAAGAGGGGCCGCUUUCCCUGGUACAGGCGAUAGGGCUGAAAAAGCUGCUCCAGUUGAAUUUUAGCAGAGCACAGCAGCUGUUGAAGGCACAGAGGGAGCCUUUGCUAUGCAAAAUGGUGGCAACGUUAGGGUUCCUUCACGUUUAAGAGCUGCAUAUAAGGGGCAACCCCUACCUAAUGUGGAUUAUUUCUUUCGUUGUCAUAGUGUCAUGGGCACCAGGUGGUGUUCUCCCUUCCGUGUGCAAACCCUCCCUGUGCCUUGACUUGACAGCCCUGCCCUUACCCUGCAAAUAUUGAGUGCUCCCUCUUAUCCGCUCCACACAUUUGUCCUGUGGUGGCCCUUUGUUACCUGGUCCAAAGAAUGCCUUCUAUACAUAAAAUUGCAAGAGAUUCCCUCAUUUAAAUAAACACCCCCUUACUCCAAAUUGCCACCACUCCCAAGAGGCAUUCAGAAUUUUGUGAAGGGUUGGUACAAGGUUCGUCCUCCUACCCAUUGUCCUCUCUGCAGGUAGUACUUUCCAAAGAUCACCUGGCACACAACAUGGGCCUAGUGUAGCUCAUUUUGUUGCUCCAUCUUGUGCACUGAAUGCCCAGCAUCAUGCCACACCUCCUUCGUGCACACACAAUCUCCCUCCCCCCAUGCCAAUUUUGCUUGAUGCACUGCCCUCAUGUUCCUCCCUAUCUCCAGAGAGAAGGCCAUUAGCUUCACAUAUGUGUGCUAUUCUCCACAUAGUUCUCACUUGCAUACUGCUUUCACAUGUAGCGGAAACUUGUUUCUGCUGUUUUCCCAAGCAGUGCUCUCAUUCACUUGCAAGGCCCUGGGAUUGCCCUGAAAAAUAUGGUGAACCUUAUGGUAUAUCUUGCCAGUUGUAUUCCUCUGGAAGUUCACAUAUCUAAGUACCCCUUCCCCUUACAAGAUGCUGUGUGUGUGCUCACACACACCCAGUCUUUCCCACAAUCUCCUCUAUUUCCCAGUCUUUCCCACAUUCUGCAUAGUGGUAAGGGAUCUGUUAUGUGCUAAGUGGUAAGGGAUCUGCAUAAUGGUAAGGGAUCUGUCUCCUGCCAUCCUUUCUGAUCCCCAGGAAAGGCUGUUGUCUUGCCGGGGUAGAAAGAGGGAAGAGAGAAAGAACUGUCUUGCAAGUUCACAAGCUGGUGAUGAGAUGGAGAACCUUGCUUUUUCCAGUGCUGCCUACCGUGCUCCUAAAUUGGAUGCAGUCGAUGGAAUAGAACAACUCUAUAUGACAGGUGCUCUCCUCCCCAUGUAUGUUUCCUUUUUAGCAGGAAUGCCCAGAAGUGUGUUCAGGGACCUCCUCUGCAUAAUCUGAUUCCCUCUGCCUUCUCCACUGUUUUCUAAAACCUCCCUCUUACAAUCCCCUGAACAGAAUUCAAUAUGAGGUGGGUCAGUGAAGCUGGUGUCAAAGGACAGCAAUCAAAGCAAGUACUUCUGGAUUAUUAAACUACUUGAACAGUUGGAACCUCCUUACAAGAACAGUCUCUUCAGAAAUGUAAAGCAACAGCUCUUUGAAAACAGAACAUUUGUAAACUGUAAUUCUCAUGCGGGACAACAGUAAAGAGCCCUUAAUGAAAAUUCCCAUAUACUAAUGCUUAUAUGUAUAUAUCAACAACCCAUUGCUUAUUGUUGAAAUACCCUCAAUGAAUGCCAGGCUGGCUAAAGAUGGAGGUGGGGUGUCUGCUUCCUGAGACAGUCUUGGAUAUUGACUUGAUGCCACCAAUUGGCAAUACUGUUGUGCUCUUUGCAGCUCUUCUGCAUUUUUCUUGUUUAGCCUUUUAGAGGCUAACUUGAGUGCUGCUUUGAAGAUGUAUUUUUUCUUCUUUUUUACCCCAUGGGCAAAAAGGUGGCAGCUAUGGUUAGGCCAUGCCAGUAAAUGCAUACUGUGGACUUUCUGAUUUAGGCUUUCUCUCCAAAUUUACAAGGAUAAGUUUGGUUUUGUUAUAACAGGAGCAAUUCUCAUUGUUUUCAGUGGGAGUUGCUCCUCUUGUAUCAAUAUUAGUCCUAAUGUAUUGGGGGCAUUUUGACUGGCAUCUUUUCCAUUCGAAACAGCCAUAGCUGUUUGUGGCACAGUAACAGGGAAGCACAAGAUUUUUUUUCCCCCUUUUGAAACAAGGUUUUUAUUUUAUUUUAUCAUUAAGCAGCUGGAGAUCUAAACACAAAAGCACAUUACACUUCCUCUUUUUUUCUAAAUAAAGUAUGGUCCAGUUCAAAGUUAUACCCCAAAGGAUACUUUUUAUAUGACCCAGUGAUUUGGUGAUUCUUGAAGUGGUGCACAUAAAAAAUUAAUUCACUUACACAAAGCCAGUUUCUUACAAACUAAAGCCUUGGUUGUUGGAUUCAGAGUUAUGAUUGCUUAUUUGCUAACCAAAGAAUUUCUUCAUUAGUUUUUUUUUUUCUAGAGCUGUUGCUUCAAAUAAUAUAAUUUCUUACUUGACUGAGGUCAUUUUGAACUCUAGUGCUUGCCUGCUGGGAUUAUCAAGAGUGGGCAGGGGAGAAAGUUUCCCUUUUAGCCAAAUGUGCGGCUUAAAAUAUUCACUUGGUGUUCUCCUAAAGCUUUGUAAAAUCAAUUGAGUUUAUCCAGAUAUUGAAGCAACUCUUAUCCAUAUAAGAGCAUCAAAUGUUUUUGCACUUUUAGAGGUAAUUGUAAAAUGACAUUUUUUUCCCAAGGAAGCAUGUGAGAAAGAGAGAGAGCAAGAGCGCACUUUCAAAUAAGGAUAAGCAAUAAGCUAGCAAUGGAAAGCCAGUGGGCAGAAGAGAGACUGAACCCUGGUUGUCCUAUGCCUUAUUCUAAAAUAAUUCCAUUGUACAUAUUUUAGUCGCAAGUGAGAGGUUAUUGAUUGCAAUUAAAUAUUUAAAAUGUCAUCCCUGAGAGUCAAUGACAGUCUUUUUCUAGUUUGUGUUCAGUAAUUCUCUCCAAACUAUGUUUUCUACAAUUUUGUAUACAAGCCAGUUUCCAGUAAAUGCUUAAAUUAGCUCUAGCUAGUUUUUUUCUUUUCCUUUUUUUUAGAAAUGAAUCUUGUACUGUAGCUUACUAAGUCUAUCAUAAAAGUUAUGAAUGGAGGUGGUUUUAAAUUGAAUUUGUGACUUAGUGUGUAUAUAAAGUGUAUAAACAUUUUACACGAAUCAUUUAGUUUUUUAUUCAUUUACUAGUGCUAUACAGAUUUUCAUAUAUGCUGUAUCUGGACAGAAUACUUUCAUAUUAAGCUAUGUUCCUGUACUUAUUUAUAUAGGGCUGUUUAUAUGGGGAAGACAUUAUGAACAUCAGCAGAAUUGUAGAAGUAUAUUUGUCUACACUUAUUUGCUUGAAUGUGAAGUAACAGCUAAACUCCCUGAUGGCAAAAAUGCAUCCCUCAAACGAAGGCUCUUGUAUUUUGACCAGUAAAUGUUUAUUUGCUAGCAGACUUCCCUAAAGCUCCUGUUAUUUUUUAAACAAGAAUGGGUAUAAUAAAAUGAACCAACUGGUAAUAA
Messenger RNA from Hemicordylus capensis (graceful crag lizard), 5264 nucleotides. RefSeq names its product potassium channel tetramerization domain containing 12 (gene KCTD12). The transcript has a single exon. Lineage: Eukaryota; Metazoa; Chordata; Lepidosauria; Squamata; Cordylidae. Gene Ontology annotation, molecular function: protein binding. Bases 577 to 1614 code for a protein of 345 amino acids. Gene Ontology annotation, cellular component: presynaptic membrane; postsynaptic membrane. Gene Ontology annotation, biological process: regulation of G protein-coupled receptor signaling pathway; protein homooligomerization. The record is from RefSeq and is a predicted model, not a curated record.